Molecule: messenger RNA, 1067 nt
Organism: Otolemur garnettii (small-eared galago)
Lineage: Eukaryota; Metazoa; Chordata; Mammalia; Primates; Galagidae
Gene: VMO1
Product: vitelline membrane outer layer 1 homolog
Exons: 3
Coding region: 387-986 (199 amino acids)
Source: RefSeq, a predicted model, not a curated record
UCCACCCUCCUGGGCCUCCCAAGUGCUGGGAUUACAGGCGUGAACCAUUGGGCACCUGGUCCUAGUUCCCUCAUCUUUAAAAUAAUAGGGUAAUUCUAACCUAAAAUGGUUGUAUGGUUGUGAGGACUAAAUAAAAUAAUUUGUGGCCUAUAGUAAACGUUCAGUAGGUGGAGGCUGUUUCCAUUUUCCAGCCAGUGCUACCCCUCCUCUCCUAUUGCUGAGAGCCUCAGCCACCUCAGCAAACAGAGAAUGGAUUCUGCAGGGUUCCAAGAGCGGAUUAGUUUUGGGUGUCACUUAAUCCAAGAGGGCCUUCCGCAAUCUGAACCUUUAUAGCAGCCAAACUGAUAAAAACCUGCUUAAGAGGCCUCCUUCCCAAACGCUGAAGGAUGGAGUGGGUAGUCGGAGCUAAGCUGUUGCUGCUGUUGUGGGUGACUGGCUGCCAACAUGCGCAGGCAGACGCCCCAAGCGGUUAUAUGUCGGUUAUCGAAGUGACUAACGGGGGUACCUGGGGAGACUGGGCCUGGCCUGAGAUGUGUCCUAUUGGAUUUUUCGCCAGUGGGUUUUCGCUAAAGGUGGAACGCCCCCAAGGCAUUCCUGGCGACGACACGGCUCUGAACGGGAUUCGGCUGCACUGCGCGCGCGGGGAUGCCCAGCUCAACACACAUGUGGUGGAGUCCCAGUCUGGAAGAUGGGGAGAGUGGAGUGAGCCGCUGUGGUGUCCUGGCGGCGGCUUCCUAGUGGCCUUCUCGCUUCGCGUGGAGGCACCCACGGUCCCCGGGGACAACACAGCUGCCAACAACGUGCGCUUCCGCUGCUCAGAUGGCACCGAACUGGAGGGUCCUGGGCUGAGCUGGGGAGAGUUUGGAGACUGGAGCGACCCAUGUGCCAAAGGCUCUUGCGGCCUGCAGACCAAGAUUGAGCGACCUAGAGGUCUCCGCGAUGACACAGCGCUGAACGACGUGCGCUUAUUCUGCUGCCGCAGUUGACACCGCAGCCGACUCUCCCCAACUUCUCCCAGACCUAAAGGCUAGUCCUACCUUCCGUGAUUAAAGCUUCUCUGUCUUGGC